AUGAAGUCCAACCCAAAGUGGUCCGAGCUCAGACCCGAACAACAUCUGGCCUUCAAUGCUUACAGUACUCUACGAACAACCCAGGUCUACACACCCCGUCCUGGAAGGACGACACAACACGGCCCCGACUACAACCGCCUGUCUGGAACGCUCGUCAACACCACCACCAUGUUCUCCGCCCUCUCCUCCCUCCAACCCCGCCAACUCGCCGCCCAAGUCCUCAACUUCGCCCUCGUCCUCAGCACCGCCUUCAUGCUCUGGAAAGGCCUCUCCGUCUUCACCGCCUCCUCCUCGCCCAUCGUCGUCGUGCUCUCCGGUUCCAUGGAGCCGGCGUUCGAAAGGGGGGAUCUGUUGUUCUUGUGGAAUAGAGGCAUGAACACCCAGGUGGGGGAGAUUGUGGUGUAUAAUGUAAGAGGAAAGGAUAUACCGAUUGUGCAUAGGGUUAUUAGGCGGUUUGGUGGGGGGGAUGCGCCGUUGCAGUUACUGACGAAGGGGGACAACAACGCGGCGGACGACACGGAGCUGUACGCUCGCGGGCAGAGUUAUUUGGAAAGGGAGAAGGAUGUCGUGGGGAGUGUGGUCGGUUUCGUGCCCUUUGUGGGCUACGUGACGAUUUUGCUCAGCGAGUAUCCGUGGUUGAAGACGGCGAUGUUGGGGUUUAUGGCGUUGACGGUUGUUCUACAACGGGAAUGA
Molecule: messenger RNA, 693 nt
Organism: Saxophila tyrrhenica
Lineage: Eukaryota; Fungi; Ascomycota; Dothideomycetes; Mycosphaerellales; Extremaceae
Product: Signal peptidase complex catalytic subunit
Exons: 2
Coding region: 1-693 (230 amino acids)
Cellular component (GO): signal peptidase complex; membrane
Molecular function (GO): serine-type endopeptidase activity
Source: RefSeq, a predicted model, not a curated record